AAAGGAAAAAGAAUUAUCUACUAACCAAGGCAAAAACAAAAAAAAAAUCAAAUUCGUCGGAACAGAGCGAGCGAGUGAAGUUUAGAAGUUAGUGACUUAGUGGCAGUGCACUUGGGAUCCUCGGUGACAAAGUUUUCUAUGGCCACAGCAGCAUCCCACGUCGUCAUCUCCAGCUCUCAUUCCAUCUCUCGUCUAUCUCCCUUUCAAUUAUGCAUUUUAGAUCCCAAGUCGUCGUUCCUCUCCUGCACCAGCACCAGGAGGAGCCAAGCCCUGGUCAAUGGAGGCGGAGGAGGAGUGCGGUGCAUGGCUGUGGAGACUGCUUCUGAAGCUGCCAAGACAAAGAAGGCCGGGUAUGAGAUUCAGACCUUAACCGGCUGGCUCUUGAAGCAAGAGCAAGCUGGAGUCAUCGACGCUGAACUUACCAUUGUCAUUUCCAGCAUUUCUAUGGCAUGCAAGCAGAUUGCCGUCCUCGUUCAGAGGGCUGGCAUUUCUAACCUUACUGGGGUCCAGGGUGCUGUUAACGUUCAAGGAGAAGAUCAGAAGAAACUUGAUGUUGUCUCCAAUGAGGUGUUCUCUAAUUGCUUGAAAUCGAGUGGACGGACAGGGAUCAUUGCAUCGGAGGAGGAGGAUGUGCCAGUGGCAGUGGAAGAGAGUUACUCUGGCAACUACAUUGUGGUAUUUGAUCCUCUGGAUGGAUCAUCUAACAUUGAUGCUGCUGUCUCCACUGGCUCUAUCUUUGGGAUAUACAGCCCCAAUGAUGAGUGCCUCGCAGAUAUUGGUGAUGAUGCCACGCUAGACCAAGUGAAACAGAGGUGUGUUGUGAACGUAUGCCAGCCGGGGGACAACCUUCUUGCUGCAGGCUAUUGCAUGUACUCGAGCUCAGUGAUAUUUGUGCUCACUCUAGGAAAGGGUGUCUUUGCCUUCACCUUAGAUCCCAUGUACGGAGAAUUCUUACUUACUCAAGAAAACAUUCAGAUCCCAAAGGCGGGGAAGAUUUAUGCAUUUAAUGAAGGGAACUACCAGUUGUGGGAUGGUAAGUUGAAGAAGUACAUUGAUGAUCUCAAGGACCCUGGUCCGAGUGGCAAGCCCUAUUCAGCUCGCUAUAUUGGUAGUUUGGUGGGUGAUUUCCAUAGGACCCUCUUGUAUGGCGGCAUUUAUGGGUACCCUCCAGACAAGAAGAGCAAGAAUGGGAAGUUGAGGCUGCUGUAUGAAUGUGCCCCAAUGAGCUUUAUUGUGGAACAGGCAGGCGGUAAAGGAUCAGAUGGAUCUCGGAGGAUCCUGGAUAUUGAACCAACUGAGAUACACCAGCGAGUUCCGCUGUACAUUGGAAGUGUGGAGGAAGUAGAGAAACUAGAAAAGUAUUUAUCUUAACGACAAUGUAAUCGAGAUGCUCUCUGAAAAUGUAAAUGCUCCUGUCCAGUCUCUCAAGGAUUACAAUUUCCUGCAAAUCCAAGAGAUCCAUGAAAGGGCCUAGGAAAUUUUCUUGUGUUCUUAUACUUGGACGAAGCUUUUUUUUUUUCUGUCUAUUAGUACUUGAUUUAGUUAGGACUAGUAACGUUUAUUAAAUCAAGCAACUCCUAAGUUUUUUUUUUUUUAACGCUUUAUUUCUAAAGCAAGCUUGAGUUUAUUGAA
This is a messenger RNA of Coffea eugenioides, 1632 nucleotides long. Its product is annotated as fructose-1,6-bisphosphatase, chloroplastic. Gene Ontology annotation, biological process: fructose 1,6-bisphosphate metabolic process; fructose metabolic process; sucrose biosynthetic process. Gene Ontology annotation, cellular component: cytoplasm; cytosol. Lineage: Eukaryota; Viridiplantae; Streptophyta; Magnoliopsida; Gentianales; Rubiaceae. The coding region runs from base 139 to 1371 and encodes 410 amino acids. The transcript has 4 exons. Gene Ontology annotation, molecular function: fructose 1,6-bisphosphate 1-phosphatase activity. The record is from RefSeq and is a predicted model, not a curated record.